Messenger RNA from Tripterygium wilfordii, 768 nucleotides. RefSeq lists its product as uncharacterized. Lineage: Eukaryota; Viridiplantae; Streptophyta; Magnoliopsida; Celastrales; Celastraceae. The record is from RefSeq and is a predicted model, not a curated record. The transcript is spliced from 2 exons. Bases 1 to 768 code for a protein of 255 amino acids.
AUGGAUGAAGAGCUUGUUGGGUUUUAUCUUAAGAGGAAAGAUGCUUGGGCUAUUUGUAGGAUAUUCAAGAAAACCAAUUCAAUGGCGCAACAGGCACUUUCACACUCUUGGGCGUCCUCGUUUCCUACAGAAAUUACAAUAUCAGACGCUCUUAAUCAAGGUGGACAUUGCCAUCAGUUCAGUUCAGAAAACAUAUCUUGCACAACUGGAAUCGCAUCAGUCAUCCCAUUUUGCGGUAACAAUGGACUACAACAGGCCUCUACUUCCACUUUCUCUGCUUUACACGUCCUCUCAUACAAACCACUUAAUCCUACAUUCUACAAACCAUCUCUAAUUCCCAACUCAAACGGAGAACUUCUCAAUAGUUUCAUGUUUUCGCAAUCUGAGGCCGACCAAUGUACAUUUGAUGUUUCUUGUAUACUACUAAACCAGGCCUUAGUUGGGGAUACCAGUAAAGGCAGCUCGGAGACCAUAAAUUUUGCAGGGCCUCAUCAACCGUUAGGGGUUCCUCAAUCAGUAUAUAUGCACCAAGAUAUGCAAGAAAAUAUGGGUGGUGUAGGAGAAGAGGAUCAAGGAGGCUUGAAAAAGAACCAAAGUGAAACCCAUGAUAGUAACCAGUGGGGGACACCUAGAUCUAUUGGAUUCCCCUUCAGUUUGCCUUCAAGCGUACCUAAUGACUGGAAGCUUGAUCUGCCUUGGGACUCUGACUCACCACCAUGGCCAAGUGAUACGUCUUCUUCUUACUCUACAAACAAAUGCUAUACUUAA